CAAUUAUCACCAUUUUUGACCGAAAAAAAAAUUAAUAAAAUAUUUUCCAAAAUUCGUACUGUCAUGGAGCCCUCGACUAUUGUAAAAUUGGAUGUUGGCGGCAAAAUUUUCAAGACGACAAUUUUCACAUUGUGCAAGCAUGAUUCAAUGCUUAAAACUAUGUUUUGUACGGAUGUGCCGGUGACAAAAAACGAGGAAGGAAGUGUAUUCAUAGAUCGAGAUUCCAAACAUUUCCGACUAAUUUUGAAUUUCCUCCGAGACGGUCAAAUAGCCCUACCGGAUUCCGAUCGUGAAGUUCGAGAAGUUCUUGCAGAAGCCAGUUAUUUUCUAUUAGACCCACUGAUUGAGCUAUGCGGGGAACGAUUGGAACAGUCACUCAAUCCCUAUUAUCAUCUGGUUUCAACAGUGUUAGAAGCCAGAAAGAUCAUUUUUGCAACCGAAAAGCCAAUUGUGGUGUUGAGAUUGCCGGUAUACAUUGCCACGAGUGGAAAUCAAAGCUAUUAUUUCAGCGAGACAAAGUUUCGAGAAUUGUCUGAGGAAUACCACAAACACGUGGCUUUUAUCUUAAUAACCGAGCCGGAGUUCAACGAGGAUUGCUCAUGGAGCUUCUUCCUUCGCGCCAAGAAAAUCACCGCAAGAAUAAAGGGUCCAAUGGACUGUAAUCUAGUGGAAGAGUGCAUGCAAAAACUGUUGAAAGACGCCGAGAAAAGAAGACGUGGCACUAAAUCGUUUUUCAACGAAAUUCCUAUGGAACUCGUGGAGCACGAAGAGCUGCAUUGAAAUCAACGGAAACUCGAUAAAUUCUAGAUUUUUGUAUAUUUAUUUAUUUUGUAAAAAUAAAUAUUGUUGUACAUGUUUUUAAAAAAUGUGCAAAA
Molecule: messenger RNA, 875 nt
Organism: Caenorhabditis elegans
Lineage: Eukaryota; Metazoa; Nematoda; Chromadorea; Rhabditida; Rhabditidae
Gene: agns-1
Product: BTB domain-containing protein
Exons: 5
Coding region: 64-780 (238 amino acids)
Biological process (GO): protein homooligomerization
Source: RefSeq, marked reviewed